GGGCGGUGUCCCAUGUAUCCGAUUUCCGACGAUACGAUGAUCCGAAUGUAUUCUUAUUGGUCAGAAUCGAAUCAGAAUAUUUUCGCGCCGAAUUUCAUCCGAAAGUUUUAACUAGGCUUCCGACAUCGGAUAAAGUUGAAUUUAUUUUAACUUUUUCCGAUAAAACGGACGUUUUUUGACGUUUUGUCACAUUUUAACGUAACCUCAUUUUUUUAUUUCUGUGCAUUUUCACUUUUAUUGAAACAUGGAUUUGAAUCGCAGAAUUUAUGUUCGUAAAGCUAAUCAAGCCCUAUUAUUAUGUCUGCUUCUCUCGCAAAUUCGCAAAAACAAAUCAAAACCAAAUGAACCAAACAACCAAACCAAACCAAAACGUACAAUGAGGCCAAGAAGAUAUUGGGUGCGUGAAAUAUAUAAGCAGAGAAAGUCACAAGGGGCUUUUAACAAUUUAAUUCGGGAAAUGAAGGAACAUGAUAUUCAAAAAUAUUUCAAUUAUCUUAGAAUGCAUCCUUGCACAUUUCAAAAAUUAUUUAGUCUAGUUGGACCAGCAUUAGCAAAAACAUAUUGUGUUCGUGAACCAAUUUCGCCAGAAGAAAGACUUGCUAUUACUUUAAGAUACCUUGCUAGUGGAGACAGUAUGAUGUCCAUUUCAUAUGCAUUUAGGGUUGCUCACAAUACAGUUUCCAAAAUUAUAAAGGAAGCAUGCGAUGCAAUUUGGGAUUGUUUAAACCAAGACCAGCUGCUAACACCAAGUGAAGAAGCUUGGUUAAAUAUCGCUGAAGGUUUUGGAGAAAGAUGGCAACUGCCUCAUUGUGUUGGAGCAAUUGAUGGGAAGCAUGUAGUAAUGCAGGCACCUUCAAAAUCAGGCUCUACAUUCUUCAAUUAUAAGGGCAGCCACAGUAUAGUUUUGUUAGCCCUCUGUGAUGCAAGUUAUCGCUUCACAUUGGUGGAUAUUGGAGCUGAAGGAAGACACAGCGAUGGGGGUAUAUUCAAAAAUUCCAAUAUGGGAAAAUUAAUUAAUACAAAUAAUAUAAAUUUUCCUCAACCUUCAUUGCUGGGUCAAGGAGAUACUCCUUUCAAUUUUUAUAUUGUAGGUGAUGAAGCUUUUCCUCUAACUACUUCAAUAAUGCGUCCAUAUCCAGGUCACUUUCUUCCUCGAGAUAAGCGUAUUUUCAAUUACAGAUUAAGCAGAGGACGUAGAGUCAUUGAAAAUGCUUUUGGUAUAUUGGCUUCUCGGUGGCGAAUAUACCGUAGAACCAUAAUAGCAAGUGAAUCAACAGUAGUGGCAAUAGUGAAAGCUACAGUUUGUCUACAUAAUUUUAUGAUGAAUAAUGGAGAGAAAUUGGGGCAUGAACACAAAUAUAUUGUUGCCAGUACUGUUGAUCAUGAAAAUGAAGCUGGGGAAUUGGUUCAUGGUGACUGGAGAAGUGAACAUGGCAACAAUGUACUACCCAUAGGUAGAAUGGGUAGUAAUAUGUAUGCAAAAAAUGCACAAACGAUGAGGCAAAAUCUCUUGAGAUAUUUUUUAAAUGAGGGUGCUAUCCAGUUUCAAGAAAACAAAUAAAUUUUAUUUUUUAUAUAUUUAUAGUAUAGUGUAAAUAAAUAUAGUAUAGUGUAGCCUAGAGUAAAUAGUAUAUAGUAUAA
Molecule: messenger RNA, 1641 nt
Organism: Diabrotica virgifera virgifera (western corn rootworm)
Lineage: Eukaryota; Metazoa; Arthropoda; Insecta; Coleoptera; Chrysomelidae
Exons: 4
Coding region: 245-1561 (438 amino acids)
Source: RefSeq, a predicted model, not a curated record